Messenger RNA from Annulohypoxylon truncatum, 1257 nucleotides. RefSeq lists its product as uncharacterized. The transcript has a single exon. The coding region runs from base 1 to 1257 and encodes 418 amino acids. The record is from RefSeq and is a predicted model, not a curated record. Lineage: Eukaryota; Fungi; Ascomycota; Sordariomycetes; Xylariales; Hypoxylaceae.
AUGACGUCGCGACAGCUCCAAUAUCGACAAUAUGGCGGCUCAGCAGAGCACUUAACACUUCAGAAUGGGUCUACGCUGGCGUACGACUUUAAUCAUAGUGUGACAGAAGCCAGACCAAGCAGCCCAACGUCGAAUAAAGGGGCGAGUCGAACGUUGCGACGUGUUCCUAAGGACGCGAAGUUAUCGAGCUCUUUCGGAAAUUGGCUAGGACGACACAAGGCCAAGAAGGGGGACAAUUCAGAGCGGAUUCACAUCAGCGAGCCAAAACCAUUACAGCAGGCUCCACCACGUCCAAGGCGUCCUUCUGAUGCGCCUGAGUUAGCGCAUGGACCCUACGAGCUACCUGGAUCGAUUGUAUCGAGGCCGCCGACAAAGAAUCCAGAGAUCAAGAGAGAGAAUCUCGGAAAUGUUCACGAAGCAUUAAGAUCUCACCCUAUUGCACCACGACCCGAUACGAAAGAUAAAGGUAUUCCUGUACGGCGAGUUCCCCUCAACUAUGCUGUCAAGAACAGCGACUCGAGCGCUACGGCCCGCACCGAAGUCCGAACCAAACGGACAUCCAAAGUACCCCAGUCGACGGCUGACGUCAAAGCUGAGCGGCGUAAGGGGCGAAUUUUCUUAGACGGGAAAAACCUAUACGAAUUUCCCGACCCAGAGUCAUAUGAAAGCGGCGAGGAAGAGAAUAACGACGAUGGCCAUCUUUGGGAAGACGCUGGUUUCGACGACCCUGGUAUGCCAGCUAUCAACGAGAGGUCUGUACCAAAGAUUACUGUUACACACCCAACCGACAAUGAGCAGAGCUCAAUACAGAGCGAAGAAACUCCCCAGAAAUUACUUGGCGUUGAUGACUGUUAUAAGGUGCUAUAUCAGGGCCAAACCAAGGAGUUGCGUGGACUCCGUAAGACUCUAAAGUACUUAGUACCCCUAGCAUGGCUUGUUGCGGAGGCAGAAGGCGUUGAUCCGCACGAUGGUGUUGCUUUGGAGGGUGCACUUAGAACUAUUAUCGCGGAUCGAGAGAAACUGUUUGACCUAUUCCCCCUAGCCCAGGUAUUGGCUGAGGACCAGAAGGUGGACAUCGACGAUUUUAAGGCACUUCCCCGAGCUCUCAAGAACAUUAUGUCGGACCGCGAUAGCGCAACGCGGAUUGCCGACUACCACAGGAUGGUUAGCCGAAGACUCGAGGGGAAGAUUGCACAGCUGGAGAGAGAGAGAACGAGAGAUGAAUCUGACGAUGAUGAAGAAUACCAGUGGUUGUAA